UCAAUGUCUCGGCGACAAUGCUCAGGAAAUGGUUCAUCGCGUUAUCUGGCAGGAAGAGCGCGCUUUGUAGGAGGAGCGCAUUGUCCAGUCAUCGGCUCGCUGCGGAGUGCGUGGACGCAACUACACUCACAGCUCUGUCUUCAUCACUCGCGACUGUGGCCGUAAUGUCUUAUUGUUUUAUAACACUAUAAUGAUCAUGCCAACCAUUCAUCUUCGUUAAUUUCUCUUGCUAUAGUAUGUCCACCUUCAAAUUAGUCGUGUAAUACGACAUAACUAACACGUUUGUUACCUACAUAAUAAACACCCGUGCCCGACGGCUCAUUACAACCUUUCAAUCCAAAUAUUUUGCUCCCGGACUUUCACCCCUGUAUAAUGUGUGAGGGGCGACAGACUGGCGCCAGCAAGUCUACAUGGCGGCCAAGCGACCUCAUCUCCCGAGCUGCGUCAGUCGCGCGUCGGGACCCGCCCUCUACGCUUUACCAUGGACAUAAUCCACGGUGUUUUUGUUUACGUAUUUAUUGUCAAUGUUUGUGUUGUCGCAAGAGGUGGUCACGGAGGACAUGGAGGGUCUCAUGGAUCGCACGGAUCAUAUGGAUCACAUGGAUCAUACGGAUCACAUGGUCACUCGUCAUACCACGGCUCGCACGGUCAUCAUGUGACCGCGAGUCACACCCACUACACGUACCAUCCACCUAGACACGUAAUGUACACAUGUCGUCACUGCUCAUCUACGGAGAUGUAUCCUGUGUACAGACCCAUGCCACCGACGUAUGUAUACAUGUACAAAGAAUCCGGCAGCAGGUACGCAGACAUACUCACUGGUUUGUCUUUGUACAACCUGGGACGUUCCACCAGCAUGGGCUGGGCUCGGUCACACGAAUACUACGCUCAGCCCGGAGAAAGGUGUUCUCUACAAAUCAUCGAAAGGUCACAUUUUGAGGAGACAGAGUUUCCAUGUUUUAUGAUAUCUUCGUUCGUAGAAUCAACGGUUGCUAAAGGUAAUGAUAGUCGUCAGGUUGAUAUAUCGUCGUCGAAGAUAGAUGUGAAGCCAUUUUUGAAGGACAAUGGACCGGCGUUACAAGUGACAAAUGAGCAGGAGUGCGUGCUAUGGCAUAAUUUGACGAUGCAUAAAGAGAGGAAUCAUGUUCCUUGUGCGCUGUUGAAGGAAUACGCGAACACUGUGAGGCAGUCUGGUGUCCCCACGUACAUUUGGUUGCCCACUCUGUUAGGAACCAUCAUCGCUAUAUACUUGUGCUGUGCGUGUUUUUGUAGGAAGAAAGAGAAAGAGACUGUGAAGGAAGAGGCUCCACUUAAUGAGCUGCGUGUUCAGGGGUAUUGUUCUAAUUAUUGAUGUGGCCAUGUUGUGGUACUAAUUGAUGUUUAUCAGCUGCUUCUUACGGCCUGCUAUACUUGUAUGUAACUAAUAAAUGUGAUAAGCCAAUGUAUCUCUGUAUUGUGAUCAAUGUCCCCUAUUAUUCGAGUAAGAUAAUGAGCAUUGUGUGUAGUAGUAAGUAUAAUGUUUAACUAAUAACUGCCGCACUCAGAGACAUUUGACAAUGAUUACUUAAACUAUUCCUUAGUAACGAUUUUGUUCGGAAAACAAUUGCUAAGGACUGGUUUAAGUGACUAUUAAAUGACUCUGAGUGCGGUUAGUCCUGUUAUAUAUCAAGUAGUGUUUAUGUAUGACUUCAUAUCGCACAUAGAACCUAUGAUUUUUGUACUUAAGAAUAAGCAGUAGAUCCUGUUUGCGUGUAACUCAGUGAAUUAUCCUGCCAAGUGCCUGUCUUAUGAUUAGUUUAAGAGCGUGUAGGUUACCGAUUGUGUUAUAUUUAACUCCCAAUAAAUAAUAAACACUUUUA
Molecule: messenger RNA, 1859 nt
Organism: Spodoptera frugiperda (fall armyworm)
Lineage: Eukaryota; Metazoa; Arthropoda; Insecta; Lepidoptera; Noctuidae
Exons: 1
Coding region: 482-1351 (289 amino acids)
Source: RefSeq, a predicted model, not a curated record